Molecule: messenger RNA, 1773 nt
Organism: Mycena indigotica
Lineage: Eukaryota; Fungi; Basidiomycota; Agaricomycetes; Agaricales; Mycenaceae
Product: CxC2 domain-containing protein
Exons: 6
Coding region: 1-1773 (590 amino acids)
Source: RefSeq, a predicted model, not a curated record
AUGCUCCGCUUAUCGUUGGUCCUCGCCCUCAUUCGAUUUGUGGUACCCAAGCUCCACAUCCACGGCCACACGCUGACUUGUCAACUCCUUUACUCGCUUAAUUGGGUCCCAGGAAGUGGACAAACGGAUGGAGAAGGGAUCGAAUGGCCGUGGAGUAUGAUAGGUGGUGUCGCGGCGAGCACACGAAAAACUAUUGGGUUUGCACGGCUGGAUAGCGCCGUUAACGAGCUCGCCCGUCAACAAGAGGCUUUUUCUCAAUUUACGUUGCAGCAAGCCGAUCGUGUGCCUCAGUGGAAGGCUAUGGUGGAAGAGUUCGAAGCAGACGGUAGUAAACAGAAUCCCUAUCAGGCAACGGUGAAAGGCGCGACUGAGGCGCAAGUGCGCGAAAUACUCGAUCGUCAAGAUGAAGAGCAGCAGGCAGCUGGAAUUCAACCUAUCCACGAUAUCAGCCCAUCUGCUUUUGUGGUAGAACUGCUGGAUAUCGAGCAAGAACAACGUCGGGUCAGCGCUUACGCUGAGUUGAAGAAGUCCAACUCGACAACUCUAUCCUUCAAUCUACGAAACUCACGUCAGACAUUGAACAAACGUAUCGAGCAUCUUCGCACCCUCCAGGCAACGUAUACUCCCGCCUCAUUGCAACGACUUGCACAACUUCGCCUUCCUCAAAGCACGGUCGCGGAAAAAGUGCCUCUUUUACCUCCUUCGGCAUUAACUCCCGCUCAACGCGAAAAUGGAGGGUGUGGCCCUGCGCUCUUCGAGAUGGAGCGGCUACUACGAGAUGCGCAAUGCCGUUCAGCUCUGGUCAGCUUGCGAAACCAGCUCCACAUCAAAUAUCGCCUCCUUCUUUAUAAACGCACCCAGUCUCGGCAUCAGAAGACCAAUACACGCUCACGAACCCUGGUCACGCGCAAUGAAUACAAGAUUCUUCUACAUUCAUGGAAGUAUCAAGCAGCAUGGGCAUCGUUGGUGGCGAUUGCGGGUGGGAAAGCAGCAGAUGUCCCCUGGCCACAAUUGCACAAGGACGACAUCUGCUGUCUCGAAGACUCCGAUGAGCUGGCCAAGCGAGAGGCAAGGGAGAAAAGAGCUCAAUUCCGGCAACAAGAACAAGACAGGGCUCUUCAAAAGGCCGGAUUGACUCCCCUGGUAUCUCACGGACGCCCGGCCGAGCGAAGCGAUGAUGAAAGCGAUUCUUCGGAAGGCGAGCCGGCUACUUUGCUAGAGACGUUUGGAGGAGGUUCGACCGUAGGGAACCACGACCAAGGUGUUCAGCAUGGCGAAGCACGACGAUCAGUGUCAUGGAUUUGGACUACAGCCGGCAGGACCGAAACAGAUGGGGAGUUGGAGGAAGGUCAGAUCGAAUGGGUGAAGGCUUGGGCUCGCGUUCGGCGCUGGUCGGAAGAAGUUGACAUUUUGAAGGAGGAGUGGCGCCGCUUGGCGGUCUCCCUGGCUUAUGAACAGAAGGAAUGGGAAAAGCGGGCUCAGGGAAUCGAGGUGUCCAGCAUGUCUGUGGAGGACGAUGAGGGACUGAUUGCCUAUGCUGUGAAGCAGGCAGAUAUUUUCAAAAACCUCCAGAUCCGAGCUGAGCUAAUUUGCUCCGAGGUCAAACUGUCAAAAGGAGUUCGAAGACACUGGCCGGCUCAAUUUCGCACUGAAGUAGGGAUGGACUUGAGCCCAGAUGAUGGUGAUGGAAUCAUCGAGGACGAUGUGGAUGACGAGGAUGGGAAUUUUAGCGAAGGGGAAAUGCUGUUGACGGGCGAGGACAACUAUAGUUAG